GAACAAAAGCAGAGGGAAAGCAGAGUGCUGACAGGGCCGGAGGGCAUCAGCCGCAGGGCUAUAAAGAGCAGGGCCAUAGAGGAAGUGGCACCAGAUGGAGACCCAGACUGUGCAGCAGGAGCUGGAAUCCCUUCCAACCACCAAGAUGGCUCAAACUAACCCCAUGCCGGGGUCUGUGGGGCCAUGGAAGAUAACCAUCUAUGACCAGGAGAACUUCCAGGGCAAGAGGAUGGAGUUCACCAGCUCCUGCCCAAAUGUCUCCGAGCGCAGUUUUGACAAUGUCCGGUCUCUCAAGGUGGAAUGUGGCGCCUGGAUUGGUUAUGAGCAUACCAGCUUCUGCGGGCAACAGUUUGUCCUGGAGAGAGGAGAGUACCCUCGCUGGGACGCCUGGAGCGGGAGUAAUGCCUACCACAUUGAGCGCCUCAUGUCCUUCCGCCCCAUCUGUUCAGCUAAUCAUAAGGAGUCUAAGAUUACCAUCUUUGAGAAAGAAAACUUUAUUGGACGCCAAUGGGAAAUCUGUGAUGACUACCCCUCCUUGCAAGCCAUGGGUUGGUUCAACAAAGAAGUUGGUUCCAUGAAGAUACAAUGUGGAGCCUGGGUUUGCUACCAGUAUCCUGGAUACCGUGGCUAUCAGUACAUCUUGGAAUGUGACCAUCAUGGAGGAGACUAUAAACACUGGAGAGAGUGGGGUUCUCAUGCCCAGACUUCCCAGAUUCAGUCAAUUCGCCGUAUCCAACAGUAGUGGAUUAAAAGCUCCAAGUAACAAUUCCCCAAGCAUGAGACCUUGCUAAGCAAUCUAGAAUGAAUUUUAUGUUCUGCUCAGAUACUGCUUCCAAAUGUUAGCUGCUGAAAUCCACAAUAAAUGUCAUUAAAAAAAACCCAACAACUUUGUAGACUGAAUUAACUACCAUGCUUUAUAGAAAUCACAUUUACAUGUCUGAAAAUCUUAAAAGACAAUCUUCAAUAAAACCCCAAGUUCCCUUUUGUGUCCUUGCAAGUCACUUACCUGGCCAAGGACAAUGAUUCCCUAUUUCAAACAACAUGAAAGCAUAUAACCCAAAUGUAUCAGUCUAUAUAGUGACAGACACAUUUUUGGUAAAUGUUUUUUCAUCUUUUCUAACCCCCACUCUAAUGCUGAUGUUAGCACUGCUUUUUUUCACUUGUGACAAAUCAAUGCUAAACAAACUUAGGAAGUUUCUCAAAUAUGCAUUGCCAUAUUGCUUAACUGCUUAGCUCAAUUUCGGUUUCUUAUUUCAACUGGAAGAACAUAAGGCUCAAUGUCAUGACAAAAGGCAGGAUAGUUGCUCUCACAACCGAUUUUUCCAUACACAUGCCAAU
This is a messenger RNA of Kogia breviceps (pygmy sperm whale), 1338 nucleotides long. It is a transcript of the gene CRYBA1, whose product is annotated as crystallin beta A1. Gene Ontology annotation, molecular function: structural constituent of eye lens. Lineage: Eukaryota; Metazoa; Chordata; Mammalia; Artiodactyla; Physeteridae. The record is from RefSeq and is a predicted model, not a curated record. Gene Ontology annotation, biological process: visual perception; lens development in camera-type eye.